Trematomus bernacchii (emerald rockcod) is the source of this 2384-nucleotide messenger RNA. It is a transcript of the gene xpnpep2, whose product is annotated as X-prolyl aminopeptidase (aminopeptidase P) 2, membrane-bound. The coding region runs from base 207 to 2237 and encodes 676 amino acids. The record is from RefSeq and is a predicted model, not a curated record. NCBI's taxonomy places the organism in Eukaryota, Metazoa, Chordata, Actinopteri, Perciformes, Nototheniidae. Gene Ontology annotation, molecular function: metalloaminopeptidase activity. The transcript has 21 exons.
CCGCUGCACAUGAUUACUAUCUGAGGGCCGCAGGGAGAGGAGAUAGUGGCGGAGGAGGAGGAGGAGAGAAAAGAGAGAGAGGACAGUCAUACACUUCCCAUCAGACACCCACACACACGUUCUCACAUACGCUGCAUACACGUCGGAGCACCUGCUUUGCGAUCACUCUGUCUGUGGAUCUGCUCCUGACGGCUCUCAGUGCCGAGAUGACUUCCUGUGGCGUGCUGCUGCUGGCUCUCUGUCUGGCCGCACUAACAGGAACCACUGCUGUUGCUGCUGCGUACGAGCGGACUGAGAGGAACUGCUCCGCCUCGCCUCCUUACCUCCCCACCACAGCAGUUAAUACCACUCUCCGGCUUCAGGAAUUACGAGUGCAAAUGCUUCUCCAGAAUAUCUCUGCCUACAUUAUUCCUGGCACUGACUCUCACCUGAGUGAGUAUAUUGCACCACGUGAUGCCAGGAUGGCCUUCAUGACCGGCUUUACAGGCUCCGCAGGCACUGCUGUGGUCACUCAGACAAAAGCAACUCUGUGGACAGACAGCCGCUACUGGGUGCAAGCUGAGAGACAGAUGGACUGCAACUGGGAUCUGGAAUUUGAUGUGUCCGUCCGCAGCGUGGCAGUGUGGCUGAUCUCCGAGGUCCCACCGGGCGGCUACAUCGGCUUUGAUCCCUUCCUCUUCUCCCUCAAAACGCAGGGGGACUACAGUGUGGUCCUGGAGUCGACCAAUCGCAGCCUCAUGUCUGUCCCCGUUAACCUGGUCGACCAAGUGUGGACAGACAGGCCACCCGUCCCACCUGGCAACCUCACCCGCCUGCCCGACAGAAUCAUAAAAAGGUCCUGGGAGAUGAAAGUGGAGCACAUACGGAAUCAGAUAAGAGAUAAUCCAUACGAGCCGACAGCUCUUCUGCUGUCCGCACUGGAUGAAACAGCCUGGCUGUUCAAUCUGCGCGGCAACGACAUCCCAUACAAUCCCUUCUUCUACUCCUACACACUGCUUACAAUGGAUGAGAUCUGGCUCUUUCUCCACACAGAGAGAGUGACAGAGGAACUGAAGGUGUACCUGAACGCCACCUCAUGUAUACGGGGGCCCCUCUGUGUGCAACUGAAAAGCUACGACUCUGUCCGAGAGCACCUGCAGACGUACGUGGAUCAGCCUGGGGUUAAAGUGUGGAUCGGCACAGAGUACACAAACUACGCACUUUAUGAGAUCAUUACACCAGAGGAGAAGCUGAUGACAAGCACCUACUCUCCUGUGUUGACGACGAAAGCUGUGAAAGAUGAAACUGAGCAGCGUAUCUUGAGAGAUGCUCACGUGAGGGAUGCAGUCGCAGUCGUCCAGCUGCUGAUGUGGCUGGAGAAGGCGGUGCCGGAGGGGAAGGAGACCGAGCUGACUGCUGCAGCAUACGUCAAUAAAUGUCGCUCCAAACAGAAAGACAGCAGAGGCCCGAGCUUUGAGACUAUCUCUGCAAGCGGACCCAAUGCUGCACUUGCCCAUUACAGCCCUUCAGAAGAAACCAGCAGGAGGCUGACAGUUGAUGAGAUGUACCUGGUGGACUCCGGCGGUCAGUACCUAGACGGGACCACUGACAUCACUCGGACCGUUCACUGGGGAACCCCCACAGCCAUGCAGAAGGAGGCCUUCACUCGAGUGCUCAUGGGAAACAUUGAGAUAUCUCGAACCAUCUUUCCCUCAGGGACACGAGGUGUAAACAUGGAGAUGCUUGGUCGCCGUGCAUUGUGGGAGGUGGGCCUGAACUACGGGCAUGGCACAGGCCACGGUGUUGGAAACUUCUUUGGAGUUCAUGAGUGGCCGGUUGGCUUUCAGAGUAACAACAUUCCCUUUAGAAUCGGCAUGUUCACGUCUAUUGAACCUGGAUAUUACAAGGAGAAUGACUUCGGGAUCCGGAUUGAAGAUGUUGUUGUGAUCAAACCAGCAAAAACAAAGUAUGGUCAGAACUACCUGACCUUUGAGACGGUGUCGCUGGUCCCAUACGACAGAAAGCUGAUUGACACCUCACUUCUCAGCUCCGAACAGCUUCAGUGGCUGAAUAAUUACUACGAGACAAUCAGGAAGCUGUUGGGCGCUGAGCUGGACAAUCAGGGACUUCAUGAGGAGAAGAAGUGGAUGCUCAAACACACAGAGGCCUUCAUGGAGUCUGGAUCUUCUGCGUCCGUCUGCUCCUCCUCUCUGACUCUCAUCGCCCUGGCCGUCACUCUCCUCCACAACAUCAUCUAAUCUUCAUCUCUCUUGCACAUUAACAGCUGACUGGCGCACUAAUGUUACCCAUAUGCAGGCUCUAUUGAGCCGCUAAACCAGGUCGAGAGAUGCACUGUAAUUGAUCAUUUCAUUUAAAUUAAAGGAUAUAUUUGUUUGACGGUUUAA